AUGGCUCUCCUGGUCGUCCCGCUGCUUGUGCACAUAGGGCUCGUUUUGGGAUCAAACUACGGUUAUGUGGAGUGGUCGGAUAAUGAGCGUGAAGAGAAGCACCCGUCGGUCUUCAGCACCCAAAACAUCAACAGAGAGCCGCCCCACCACCCGACCUACUACCCGUUACCGGGCACCGAACGCGCGGUGGUGGCGCACAAAAUUGAGGAGGACCUCCCGAGGGUGGUGACCGCGUUCCUGCACACCGGAGACUCCUCCGCGCUGAGGCAGGUCAACUGUUCGCGGAGGUACGAGCUGAGCAGCCUGCGAGGCGGCCUCCACGUCGCCUCCCACUACUCCCUGCACAGUAUCCUGGACACGGUAGCGCACGCCACAAACUUCCUGAACAUGAUCCUGCAGGCCAACAGGUCCCGGGAGCAAACCUCGCGGAGGGACAUCCACUGGUACCACGCACUGGUCCAGAGUAUCCUCGAGGGCGACCCCAAAAUCCACAGGGCGGUGGUGACAUUCCACGCGGACGCGCCGACGCCGGGCCCGGACGUUUUCCUCCAGGCGACCAGAACCGAGAAGGAGGUGGUGCUGCAGGACUUGUCCGGCUCUGCGCACCGUCACCUGAGGAGCAGGAGCCCGGAGUCCGACUGGUUUAAUGACUUCAGGGACGGUAGGAGACCACACAUGCACAGAAGAGUGACACAGGUAUCGGGCACUAAGAAUGGAAGUUACCUUCUGGACAAAAAACAGAUUAAGUGGUCGGCACCGUACCUGGAGUGUGAACAUGGGGCGUUUGUGCCCUAUUGGUUGCUCACCUUGUCUGCUGGCUUCUACGGACUGAAGAGCAACUCUGCACCAGAGUUCAGGGGUGUGGUUCGUGUGGAUGUGAACCUGCAGAACGUGGACAUUGACCAGUGCUCCAACAGUGGCUGGUUCGCUGGGACUCAUCGCUGUAAUCUCACUAGCAUGGAAUGCACUCCCAUCGUCGGCCAUGGAUUCGUGUUGGACAAGUACAAGUGCCAGUGCAGGAGAGGAUUCUACCAUCCCAGCCGAGUGGUGCUCAAUGGGUUUAAAACUAAGGAGCAGGGUUUGAACAGAGACGAGACCUCUGACGUGUCCAGUAAGUGUCUGCCGUGCCGUGAGGGCUGCCCCUACUGCCGGGAUGACACACCCUGCCUGGUGCAGGAGGAUGGCGCCCUGCGGCUCGCUGUGGCCUCCUUCCAGGGUCUGUGCAUGGUGCUGGACCUGGCCAGCAUGGUGGUGGUCUACCACUUCAGGAGGAAGAAGAACAUCCGCACAUCUGGUCUCGUUCUACUGGAAGCCAUCUUGUUUGGGUCUUUACUGCUCUACUUCCCAGUGAUGAUCAUGUACUUCCAUCCCAGUGUGUUUCGCUGUAUACUCCUGAGGUGGGUUCGCCUCCUGGGUUUCGCUGUCAUGUACGGCACUGUCAUCCUCAAGCUGUACAGGGUGUUAAAGGUGUUUCUGUCCCGCACGGCCCAGCGGACGCCUUACAUGACCAGCUGGCGGGUCCUGCGGCUGCUGGUGGUGAUCCUGCUGGUGGUGCUGUGGUUCCUGGUGGCCUGGACCUCCUCUGUGUGCCAGAGCCCCGAGCCGAGUCGGGCCAUGAUCGCUGCCGGCCUCACCCCAGAGGGGCUGCAGUUCAGCAUGUGUCUGCUGGAUCGAUGGGACUACAUGAUGGCUGUCGCGGAGUUCCUGUUCCUGCUGUGGGGGGUGUACCUCUGCUACGCAGUCCGCACUGUACCCUCAGCUUUCCAUGAGCCACGUUACAUGGCCGUGGCCAUCUACAAUGAGCUCCUCAUAUCAGCCGUCUUCCACAUCAUCAGGUUCACUCUGGUGCCGGGGCUUCACCCCGACUGGAUGCUCCUGUUGUUCUUUGCUCACACCCAUCUGACUGUCACCGUGACUCUGGGCCUGCUUCUCGUUCCAAAGUUCCUGUCCAAAGGGACUCAGGCCAGGGAUGAUAUUGCCACCGAGGCCUAUGAGGAGGAGCUGGACAUGGGAAGGUCUGGCUCUUACCUCAACAACAGCAUUACCUCGGCCUGGAGUGAGCACAGCUUGGACCCUGAGGAUAUACGGGAUGAGUUGAAGAAGCUGUAUGCCCAGCUGGAAGUCUACAAACAUAAGAAGAUGCUAGCCAACAACCCUCACCUCCAAAAGAAACGCAACUCUAAAAAAGGUCUGGGUCGCUCCCUGAUGAAACGGAUAACAGAGAUCCCAGAGAGCAUGCACAUACACCGCCAGUGCAGUCGUGAGGACGGCAGCGAACACGGCAGCAACCGCAGCACCUUGAGGAGAAACCCGUUUGAACCGAGUCAUCACGGAAAACCUCGGGAUGACUCCCUGAAGAACAAAGUCAUAGGCUUGAAGAAAUCACUCAGCUAUGACCAUGUUUGUGACCAGGAUGAAGAAACUGCAAGCCAAACCGGCUCGACUGCAGGAGACAAUAUGACUCCUGUUGGAGGUGGUGGGGAAGGAACUCUUCUGGGUUCUCUGAUUGGACGGAAACACACCAAGAAGCAGCUGGAACCAUCGGCUACCCCACCGAGACUGGAACCAGCUGAGUCCACUGAGUCUGUUCCACUGUUCUGGAAAUCAGCCAGCGCUCACAACUUGACGCACGAGAAGAAACCUGUCCACCUGCGGACCUCCAUCAUGCAGAAGUCUCUGAGUGUGAUUGCGAGUGCCAAGGAGAAGAUGCCGGGGUUGACCAACAAGACACAAAGCGUGGAGGACGCCAGCAAGAAGGGUCUGAAGGGACAGGAGGAGAGGAUGCUGUCUGAGGUGGAUGAGACCCCGGAGCAUUACCCCAAGAUGAUCAUUAGUCAGUCAGUGGAGUACUCCAAGACACCCAUGAAGAUGGGAAUCAUGAAACAACAGGUAAGUGGCAGCCAGCCAUCCAUUUGCUCCGAGACGGGGAGGAACCUCUACGACGUGUCCGAGGUUUGUCCCUGGGAGCUGGAGGAAGCUCAGACUCCCCCUGAACCAAAGACCCAGAAACAUGUUUCCAUUGCUCCUGGAGAAACCACCACAGACCGGAGAGGCAGCACCAGCUCUGGAAUCAGCAAAAGUAGCCGCUCCCAGCAGAGGCAGAAAGCAGGACAGUCCCCUUCCAACAGACGCCACUCCAAAGAUAAAGGUGGAGAAAGGGAGGAAAGCAGGGAAACACGGAAACCUCGACCACCCAGGUCACCUCUCCCUCUAAAGCCAGACGUCUGUCCCUGGGACUUCGAUGAGCAACCCAUGCUGGGAGGAGAUUCAGAUUCCCUUUCCCCGGACAGGAUCAGGCAUAAGAAAAGUGUCACGCCCACCGAUGGGAAACCUAAGGUUCUCCACUCAGACCACUCCAAGUCCACAGGGAGCCUUUUGCAGCCUCCCUCCCUGAUGGUAGAUAUCUGCCCGUGGGAUUACACCAGCCCACCUUCACCUAAGCAGGAGAAGUCUUGCAGCAGCCCAACCCCACACAAAAAGAAACGAAAAGGCUCCUGCUCGUCCAACCACAAGGCCGAGAAGGAGAAAGUGAGGGAGAAAAGCAGAGAAAGACGGAGCUCUUCCAGCAAGCCGGUAUCGGAGAGGAGACGCGUUAGCCAGUCGUCAGAGUGCAGCGGGCCAGUUUCUGAGCGGCGGAGGAGCUCGACCAGAGACCCAGAAGUGAUGGAGGUCAGAAGGGCGGAGGUUUUGUCCCGGGAGACCGAGCUCUCACACACCAGCUUUCCCCAGACUAAAAAAUGCACAGAGAAGAAGAAAGAGAGCUCUUUGGGUACUAGUUACAAACCUGCAGUCAUCAGCGGGGCAAAGGUGGCUGAUGUUUGCCCCUGGGACUGUCAGGAGCAAGACUCUGGGGAGAGGGCAUGA
Molecule: messenger RNA, 3864 nt
Organism: Cyclopterus lumpus (lumpfish)
Lineage: Eukaryota; Metazoa; Chordata; Actinopteri; Perciformes; Cyclopteridae
Product: probable G-protein coupled receptor 158
Exons: 13
Coding region: 1-3864 (1287 amino acids)
Biological process (GO): G protein-coupled receptor signaling pathway
Cellular component (GO): membrane
Molecular function (GO): G protein-coupled receptor activity
Source: RefSeq, a predicted model, not a curated record